Molecule: messenger RNA, 1896 nt
Organism: Penicillium hordei
Lineage: Eukaryota; Fungi; Ascomycota; Eurotiomycetes; Eurotiales; Aspergillaceae
Exons: 3
Coding region: 1-1896 (631 amino acids)
Biological process (GO): regulation of DNA-templated transcription
Cellular component (GO): membrane
Molecular function (GO): zinc ion binding; DNA-binding transcription factor activity, RNA polymerase II-specific
Source: RefSeq, a predicted model, not a curated record
AUGGCCAAUGACUCUACAUACAUUUUCUACCACUACAACCCGUCGGCAGUUGCGGCGAUCUUUUUCGUUGUCCUCUUCGGAUUAACCACCUCGGUGCACAUUUUCCAAAUGAUCCGGAAUCGAUCAUGGUUCUUCAUUCCUUUCAUUAUCGGAGGAAUCUUCGAAACUAUCGGCUAUAUCGGUCGCUAUCUUAGCUCACAAGAGACCCCCAAUUGGACAACAAUUCCAUAUGUCAUACAAUCAGUCCUGCUUCUCCUCGCACCAGCAUUCUUCGCCGCCUCUAUCUAUAUGAUCCUAGGCCGCUCAAUCAUCUCUACCAGCCAUGAUUCGCUCUCUAUCAUUCGAGUCAAAUGGCUGACCAAAAUCUUUGUCUGCGGAGACGUUAUCUCAUUCCUCGCUCAGAGCGCUGGCGGUGGUUUCCUCUCUUCCGCAAAGACCCAAUCUAAGAUUACCACCGGACAAAACAUUAUUAUUGUCGGUCUUUUUAUCCAAAUCGCCUUCUUUGGAUUCUUCGUUGUUACUGCAGGCGUGUUCCAUUACCGGCUUAGGAAGUGCUGGGAUUGCAUUUCUAUGUCUACUAUUACGGUGCCGUGGGUGAAGUGCCUAUUUAUCCUAUAUAUAGCUAGUCUAUUUAUUAUGAUUCGGUCUAUCUUCCGUGCCGUUGAGUAUAUUACUGGUACGGAUGGUCCGCUCAUGUCGACGGAAGUAUACCUUUACGUGUUUGAAGCUACUCUGAUGUUCUUGACUAUGAUCACCUUCAACAUCUUUCCUCCAAAGACAUUGUUGACUCCCCGGUUGGCUAUGUGUGACACUGAGUCUCGGGCCAGUGGCACAGAACUAUGUGAUGAAACCAGGCCGCAUUGCAACAACUGCCUCAGACAUGGAGUCCAAUGUUUCUUCGGCGAGGGCGUCCCAGCCCCUAGGCCAUCGGUAUCACCUGCAACCCUCGGCACUUCCGGCGCCCCAAGUCCCGCUUCCUCAGGGGAGAACACCUCAAUGGGCAUGACCGAGAUGGCUCUACUCCAUCACUUCUCUACAUCAACCUGCUAUACAUUUUCACGCAAUCCAGUUUUACAAACUGUAUGGCAAAUCCGGAUUCCGCAAGUCAGCUUCUCAUCGCCAUUCGUAUUCCGCGCCAUUAUCGCACUUUCUGCGCUGCAUCUGGCUCAUAUAAAGCCCGAAUUCCACGACUAUUAUAUCUCCCAAGCAGAGCUCUAUCAUAACACCGCCUUACAGAUGGUGUCCGCUAUCCUCCCAGAUAUCGAUAAAGAAAACUGCCAAAACAUUUACGUCUUCUCUAUUCUGACUUGCAUUAUCUCCUUUGCCAAACUACACACCAGACACGGUUUUUGGGCAAAUAGUGAUCGAGACAUCGAGUGGUUGACCCUAUUUCGUGGCACAGUACAUAUCUUGGCAUCAGCAGACGACUCCCUUAGAACGGGACCGCUAGCACCAAUGUUUCAGAUGGGCGAUCGAAGGAAACUAGCUCGGGAUACACGGUCUACCAUUACCACGCCGCCAUUUCUUCUCGUCUUGAAAAAGCUCUUACAGGAUACGGUUCAGGAUCCUAAUGAACUACAGUGUUAUCACGGCGCAAUUGAUGAUUUGGCACUCUCGUUUGCCACACUCGAUAUUGGAUCCCAUGAUUGCGAGACUGCUGAUAUAUUUAUCUGGCUGUGGACGGUUUCGGAUCAGUACUAUGGAUACUUCCAGCAGCGCAAGCCUGAGGCAAUGGUAAUUUUUGCCUAUUUCUGCGUUGUCACAAAAGAGAUGGAAUGGGCUUGGUGGAUGCAGGGGGUCAGUGCUCAUACCAUUAGUCGUAUAUAUUAUCUUUUGGAUGAGGAGCGUCGUUGCUGGUUGCAGUGGCCUAUGCAACAGGUGGGAUGGGGUCCGUAA